This is a messenger RNA of Caenorhabditis sp. 36 PRJEB53466, 1594 nucleotides long. NCBI's taxonomy places the organism in Eukaryota, Metazoa, Nematoda, Chromadorea, Rhabditida, Rhabditidae. The record is from the annotation of a GenBank genome assembly.
AUGACUUUGAUUCCGCCGCUUACCCUUCUGGCCGCCCAGAAAGUAGCCGAUUGUCUUGAGAAGAGUACGUUUCUCUUCAAAAGUCCGGCUCUUCAUCCUGGUUGCCUCCCGAUGACGGUCUCCGCUCUUCCGGCCACAUUGACCGAUUUGGUGCUCCGUCUGCAUCAGGAAAAGCACGGAGAGCUCACCGAAACGCAAUGGGAGGUGGUGUACCAGAGUGGAAUAUUCGCCGCCAGCCGACUGGACACCAGCGGAAUCCCCUUGACGUCAAUGGACCUGAAGACGAUCAAAAGGAACCACUACACGUCGUUCAAACUUGGAUACGGAGAGCCGAUGGAGGAAGAUGAGCACGAUCAGGUGUCGGAGAGCACUUUCAUGCGGUCGGUGCUCAACAAGAGAUGCCGCCAACAGCUCAAAGUAUUGGAUUUGAGUGGGAGCCGUGAUAUCUCUCGAUUCUGGCCGUCUAGAGUGAGUUUUUAUCGAUUUGUCACUCAAUAAUCACAAGUUUUUCAGUUACUUCCCCGGCUGCCGAACCUCUGCACACUGAUCCUCGCGAAUCGACCAAUCUCGAAGCGCGUCCUGAAGGAGGUGUCUGUCCGAUGUCCCCAACUCAAGUGUCUCGACAUCUCCUGCACUGGCAUCACGGACAUUAGCAGUCUGGCCGCGUUCGAACGUCUCGAAGUGCUCAUCACGCACGAUUUGCACGUCGAGUCCGGAUUCGAUGCGCUGAAAGCGUUGAGCAAUUUGAGAGUGUUGGAUGUUUCGGUGAUUGAUGUGUCGUAAGUUGAAGCAACGUGAGAACAGUUGUGAAUAGUUGUGUUUCAGUGAAGCAUCGCUGGCCGAGUACGUCCUCAGGAAGUCGCGAAAGGCACUGCAGAAGCGGAAGGCGUCGCCAUGGCCUCAACUACGAUCCCUGGACCUUGGAGGCUCGAAUAUGACGUCUGAAAACAUAAAAAUCGUGAUCGACGCUCAUCCGAAGCUCCAAGAGCUUCUGGCCUACGGCUCACCUCUCGAAGAGCUCAAUCUGCGUCCAGGGCUCAAAGUGCUCAGUCCCAUAGAGAUGGCCGGUCGGUACAUGGCCACAGAUCGCCCGAUCUUCGUCCACGAUCUCCUGCGGGAGAUUUUCUUUAGAGCCACUAUGAUGGAUGCACCAAUGAGCCGUUCGGAGGUGGUCGAGUUGUUGAGACUUGCCCAGCAGGUCAUCCUAAAACAUGCCGGCGACAGGGAAAUGGUCUAUCAGGCGGUGAUGGGCAUCAAUCACUUGCUCGCCAACUGGAAAGGGAACAACGUCUCGGUGUCUCAAGUGCAAACGACGGCGGACUUGUUGUCGAAGCUCGCCGAGCAUCCGGACUACUCGACACCGACGGAAAUCGCCGAAAUUAUCCAGUAUUGGAUAUGGGAAUCGUUGAGCAAACGGGACAUUAUCGAAGCGAUCGAAGAUUCGUUGGAAAUUGCCCGACUCGCUGCGAGGAUACUGCUCAAGCCAUGGUCCCAACUAGUUAAACGGAAUCUGAGGGCAUUUCAGGUUCGCCGGCUUGAGCAUUACAUGAAUAUGCUGUUGCUGAAGGAUGUGAUGCUCGGGCGACCGGCCUAA